Molecule: messenger RNA, 3909 nt
Organism: Limulus polyphemus (Atlantic horseshoe crab)
Lineage: Eukaryota; Metazoa; Arthropoda; Merostomata; Xiphosura; Limulidae
Product: putative protein kinase C delta type homolog
Exons: 15
Biological process (GO): intracellular signal transduction; peptidyl-serine phosphorylation
Molecular function (GO): ATP binding; diacylglycerol-dependent serine/threonine kinase activity
Source: RefSeq, a predicted model, not a curated record
CUAAAACUUCGUCCGAGUGGAAGACUUCACGUCCAAGUGCGGCUCUAUAGAGAAGGCGAAGUGUCCCUUUUCGAUGGCCACCAGAAAAGCACAGGAGGAAUCACCAGAAGACGUGGUGCUAUAAAGCAUCAUAAAGUUCACGAGGUUAAAGGUCACAAGUUCAUCGCCAAGUUCUUCAGACAACCCACAUUUUGUGCUUUCUGCAAGGAGUUUCUGUGGGGAUUUGGAAAACAAGGCUACCAGUGUGAAACAUGCCAAGUCGCGGUACACAAGAGAUGUCAUGACAAAUUUUUAGGGAAAUGUCCCGGAUCUGGGAAGGAAUCUCAGAAUACAUUGUACUUGAGAGAAAGAUUCAAGAUCAACGUUCCUCACAGGUUCCGUGCCCACAACUUCCUCAGCCCAACAUUCUGUGACCACUGUGGGUCCCUGUUGUAUGGACUCUUCCGACAAGGCUUAAAAUGUGACCAGUGUAAAGUCAACUGUCACCAUAAAUGUGAAAAACAUGUCCCUAAUCUCUGUGGAGUGAACCAGAAGCUUCUAUCUGAAGUCUUAUCCACAGUAAAGAAAGACAUUAGCACUCCACCGAUUAGUCCAGUGUCUCAAAAACCAGAUGAGACAGAAACCAAUAAGCCUGUAUCUGAAACUGCAGUUCAAUACACUCCGUCAAGCAUUGACUUGGAUGAACGUUAUGAGAAUAAGCCAUCUGGAUAUAAUGAAGCAUCUCAGAGGAAAGAACAACAAACCCUCCAAGCUCGAGGGUCAUAUAAAAAUGACGUAGGGAAACACUCGAGAGUAAGAUUUAAGAAGUAUGCCUUAGACGAUUUCACCUUUCUGAAAGUUUUGGGCAAGGGUAGCUUUGGUAAGGUGUUGCUGGCAGAACUAAAGGGACACGAGCAAUAUUUCGCUAUUAAGUGCCUGAAAAAGGACGUUGUAUUGGAAGACGAUGACGUGGAGUGCGCGAUGAUAGAAAGGAAAGUGUUAGUACUUGGAACCGAACACUCGUUCUUGUGUGAACUCUUUUGUUCCUUUCAAAGUGAGAGCCAUCUUUUCUUCGUUAUGGAAUAUCUGAGUGGUGGAGAUCUAAUGUUUCACAUCCAACAAUCUGGAAAAUUCGAUCAGGAAAGAGCCAGAUUCUAUGCUGCAGAAAUAGUCAUAGCUCUGAAGUUCAUGCAUAGGAAGGGAAUAAUCUACAGGGAUCUUAAGCUGGACAACGUUCUUUUAACUCGCGAAGGACAUGUGAAAAUUUCUGACUUUGGAAUGUGUAAACUUGGCGUAGGUGACCAGAUAAAGACUUCAACGUUUUGUGGUACUCCAGACUACAUUGCUCCAGAGAUCAUCAAGGGUCAGCAGUACAACCAAUCGGUAGACUGGUGGUCUUUUGGAGUCCUGCUGUAUGAGAUGUUGAUAGGACAAUCGCCUUUUAACGGAACAGAUGAAGAAGAACUAUUUUGGUCUGUGUGUCACGAAGAAGCCUACUACCCGAGGUUCCUCAGCAAGGAAGCGAAACAGAUUAUAGCACUGCUACUUGAAAAGGAUCCAAGUAAAAGAUUAGGCACGUCUACGAGCGAUGCUGGAGAUAUAACGUACCAGCCUUUUUUCAAACCGGUUAAUUGGCAGAAAAUUGAACGUAAAAUGGUAGAACCACCUUUCAAACCCAUACUGUCAGGACCAAGUGAUGCCAGGAAUUUCGACACCGACUUUACUAUGGAGAAAGCAGUGUUAACCACGGUGGAUUUUCAAAUCUUAGCUUCUAUAGAUCAAGAGCAGUUUAAGGGCUUUAGUUAUACUAACCCUAACAUGACAGACUAGUCCGACCGCUGCAGCAAAGAAAAUAAUGAUUUUGUUUAAAGAAGUCUUAAAUAUAAUUUCUAAACAGUGAUCUUUAUAUUCAUGCUUUAGCUAUGAUUUUUUUAAAGGUUUUAUACAAAUUGAAAAAAGUGUGGGAAAUAUUUAAUGCUAUUGUAGGGAUUCAAACCCGAAUCGCAAGCUCCGAAACCCAAAGCUCUAGGACCGAGAUCUCUUUCAAAGAGUGAUGACGAGAGACUCUCUUGAUUAAUAGAUCAAGGCCACAACUUAAUGAAAGUGGCUACUCGACCAUUUGUUUACUGAUAGCAGUGUUGAAAGACAAGCUAUCGUGUGAUUUAUUUCAUUUAAGCACAUUGGUUUCAAUAAUUUGUUAGUAUAGCCGUUUAGAUUAAUUUCACCUGAAGUGGAAGUUUUAAGUUUUGUUGAAAAACUAUAGGGCGUAAUAAUAACGUAAUGUAAAGUUACUUGUCAGUUGUCUUCCUCAAAUAUUCUAUUUUAAACUUUAUGGUGAAAUAUAAUUGUUUCUAACAAUGUGACGUGCAUGGGAUCCAAAUUCAAACUUUUCUCAUUAUUUUGAAAUUGGUAAAAACUGAGGAAAAGUGGAAAGAAAAUUCAAAUAAAAUAACAAGUUUCAUGUGACUGUCUUUCACCUUAUCAAAUAAUAUAUAAAUGAUACAGAAACACCCGAAAAUUGGAUUAUUGCCGGGUUUUUGUUUAAUAAACAAUUUUCAUUAAUGUACAUGUAUAUAAAUUUGAAUUAUUAAGUUAUUAUGGACACAAAUGUGAUAUCAUGUAAGAUACAAAUAGUUGCAGAAAGGCAUAGACACUGUUUUAUUGCCUGAUUUUUUUUUAAUAAACGGUUUUAAUGGUAUGCAUGUAUAUAUAUGAGAAUGGUUAAGUUAUUAUGAAAACUAAUGUGAUAUUAUUAUUAUUAUCUGUAUCUAUAACAGUUAUUUCUUUAUCAAGAUUUAGGGUCACUUAACCCUCUAUUGCACAUUAUAACGUACAGGUAACAAAUCUAUCUUUGUUGCUUAAUACACAUGCAAAUGUUUUAAUUCUAUAGUUAAAUAUUCUUACUUCCAGGUAGCAGUCUAAAUAAACCAUGAAAUUAUUUUUGUUGGUUUAUCAGUUGAACUUCUACGUAAUGUACUUAUUUAUAUCUUCCAAAAUAUAUUUCAUAAAACAUAUUUUUUAUACACUGCAGACCUAUUUAACAAAUUAAAAGAACACUUUUUCUCACCAUAUUUUAAUCAUGCAUAAAUAGAUGUUUAGAUCGAAUGAGCCGUACAUGGCUAUGUCGGACAUAAGUGUUUUUCUUCAUUAUUCUAAUGAAAGUUAUUUAAUGAUAGGUUAAUAGUGUUAUUAUUAUAACUGCAGAUCGAAAAUAUCAGAGAGUUUGAUAAAUGUCAUUAAUUUAGGUUCUUUAAGUGAAUUAUAAAUAAUGAGUUUUCGAUCCUGAUAAUUUAUAUUACGUGAGUUCUACACGACCUUUAACAAACGAAGUCAUGUAAUUUUCACAAGUAUUUUUAUAAACCCUAAACAACUUUCGAUAGUCAGUAAAAGGUUGAUCUGUGACCCUUGUGGCAUCAAGGUUAUAGCAAAUAAAAGGUUGACCUGUGACCCUUGUAACACCGUGUUUGUAGUAAGUAAAAGGUUGACCUGUGACAUUAUGUUUACACUCUGAAUAUCCAAUUGUUGUGAGUUGUCUUUCUACGAUGUACCAACCAUAUAAAAACUGUUUGUUCUCUCAGUGUUUUACCUUUGUACGCAGCUGAAGCAUAUAAUUCUUCAAGUGUAGCACUAUAAAGAUCUAUGUGCCCUUUAAUUUAAGAAAUGUUUUACUACUGGAUAAGUGUAAAUAUUCCCGUGAAUUUGUAACAUCCAAAAUUAUAGUCACAAUAAAAUAAUUCAGAUUAUCGCGAAGUCUGCACACAUAAAAUUAUUAUUGUAUCAAACAUUUACAAUAUAUAUGGGUUAAUAAAAACCCAUUGUGUUUGUCUUAUGAAACCUUUGCCAACAUUGGUUGCGCGUACUUUUAUAUUGUACAGUUUAUGUUGUAUGUAUGAAAUGUUCUUUAUUAUUUCAGCUGAUUCAAUAAAAUGU